Leptosia nina is the source of this 3480-nucleotide messenger RNA. Lineage: Eukaryota; Metazoa; Arthropoda; Insecta; Lepidoptera; Pieridae. The record is from the annotation of a GenBank genome assembly.
AUGGCUACCGUGGAGGGGCGGCCGGCGCAGUACGGCGUCACUCUCCGGCAGCUGCGCGAGCUGAUGGAGACCCGCGGCGCCGAGGGGCUGGGCAAGAUCAACGCGCUCGGCGGCCCGCAGGACCUCUGCAAGAAGCUCUACACAUCGCCCACAGAUGGUCUUAGCGGUUCAAAGGCUGACCUCCAACACAGGCGGGAAGUGUUCGGUUCCAAUUUAAUCCCGCCGAAGCCCCCCAAGACCUUCCUCACUCUGGUCUGGGAGGCGCUGCAAGAUGUUACCCUCAUCAUUUUGGAGGUGGCCGCCGUUGUCUCGUUGGGCUUGAGUUUCUACAAACCGUCCGAAGACGAAAGUGAUAUUGGGCAUAUUGAUGAAGAAGAAGGACACUACCAAUGGAUCGAGGGUCUCGCCAUCCUAAUAUCAGUUAUAGUUGUCGUCAUAGUUACAGCGUUUAAUGAUUAUACAAAAGAGAGACAGUUCAGAGGGCUCCAGUCAAGGAUAGAAGGUGAGCACAAGUUCGCGGUGAUACGAGGCAACGAGGUGAAGCAGGUACCGAUCAGCGACAUAGUCGUCGGCGACAUCUGCCAGAUCAAGUAUGGAGACUUGCUGCCGGCGGACGGUAUCCUGCUGCAGAGCAACGACUUGAAGAUCGACGAGUCAUCGUUAACGGGUGAAUCGGACCAUGUGAAGAAGGGAGAAUCAUUUGAUCCCAUGGUGCUAUCUGGUACUCACGUUAUGGAAGGCUCAGGAAAGAUGCUAGUUACAGCGGUGGGGGUGAACUCUCAGGCUGGUAUUAUAUUCACGCUAUUGGGCGCCGCCGUCGACAAGCAGGAGAAGGAAAUCAAGCAAAUGAAGAAAGAAGCUAAAAAGCAACGCAAAGGGACACAGCGCAAGAGCCUCACAGAUGGUGGUUUAGGUGAUGAGGACGCGUUACCAUCAGCGAAUGCGGGAGCGAACCACGCCCGUGCGGACGACAACCACGUGGCUCCUGCGAGCGACAAACCAGCACCGGAAGCUGCACACAAGAAGGAGAAGUCCGUUCUGCAGGCCAAACUGACCAAGUUGGCUAUACAGAUUGGUUACGCUGGUUCGACUAUAGCCGUGCUGACUGUGAUAAUCCUGAUCAUUCAAUUUUGCGUGCAAACGUUCGUGGUGGAGGGGAAGGAGUGGAAGGCAACGUACAUCAACAACCUGGUUAAGCAUCUGAUCAUCGGUGUGACUGUGCUCGUGGUGGCCGUGCCUGAAGGGUUGCCGCUCGCUGUUACCUUAUCCUUGGCUUAUUCUGUUAAGAAAAUGAUGAAAGACAACAACUUGGUGCGACACUUGGACGCAUGUGAGACCAUGGGUAACGCCACUGCCAUCUGUUCCGAUAAGACUGGUACCCUCACUACGAACCGCAUGACCGUGGUUCAGUCCUACAUCUGCGAGAAACUGUGCAAGGUCACGCCCAACUUCAGGGAUAUCCCCGCGGAGGUCGGCGAGACGAUGGUCGAGGGGAUUUCGGUUAAUAGCGCCUUUACUUCUAGGAUUAUGCCUUCCCAAGACCCAACCGGUCCGCCAAUGCAAGUUGGUAACAAGACGGAGUGCGCGCUACUUGGCUUCGUUGUCGCUCUAGGCCAGAGUUACGAGGGAGUGAGAGAAAGACAUCCGGAGGAAUCGUUCACGAGGGUUUAUACGUUUAACUCGGUGCGCAAGAGCAUGUCCACCGUCAUCCCGCACAAGGGUGGCUAUCGGCUCUACACUAAGGGGGCUUCGGAAAUCGUGUUAAAGAAAUGUGCAUUCAUAUACGGUCACGAGGGUCGUCUAGAGAAGUUCACGAGAGACAUGCAAGAUCGGCUGGUGCGACAAGUCAUCGAACCUAUGGCCUGCGAUGGGCUCAGAACCAUCUCGGUUGCCUACAGAGAUUUUGUGCCGGGAAAAGCGGAGAUCAACCAGGUGCACAUAGACCAAGAACCGAACUGGGACGACGAAGAUAACAUUGUUAACAACUUGACCUGCCUUUGUGUUGUCGGAAUUGAAGAUCCUGUUAGGCCCGAGGUCCCCGAAGCGAUCCGCAAGUGUCAAAAGGCCGGCAUCACCGUGCGCAUGGUGACAGGAGACAACGUCAACACGGCGCGGUCGAUCGCCAUCAAGUGCGGCAUCCUCAAACCCACCGACGACUUCCUCAUCCUGGAGGGCAAGGAGUUCAACAGGAGGGUCAGGGACACGAAUGGAGAGAUCCAGCAACAUCUCUUGGAUAAGGUGUGGCCGAAGCUGCGUGUGUUAGCCCGAUCCUCGCCCACCGACAAGUACACGCUGGUGAAGGGGAUGAUCGAAUCGAAAGCCUUCGACAAGCGUGAGGUCGUUGCGGUCACAGGAGACGGUACCAAUGAUGGACCUGCGCUGAAGAAGGCUGACGUUGGAUUUGCGAUGGGUAUAGCCGGAACGGACGUAGCGAAAGAGGCCUCCGAUAUCAUCCUCACUGACGACAACUUCUCGUCCAUCGUGAAGGCGGUGAUGUGGGGGCGGAACGUGUACGACUCGAUAGCCAAGUUCCUGCAGUUCCAGCUCACCGUCAACGUGGUCGCGGUCAUCGUCGCUUUUAUUGGUGCUUGCGCUAUCCAGGACAGUCCUUUGAAGGCGGUACAAAUGUUAUGGGUCAACCUUAUAAUGGACACGUUAGCUUCACUCGCACUCGCAACAGAGAUGCCGACAGCCGAUCUGCUGCAACGGAAACCCUACGGACGCACCAAGCCGCUCAUCUCCCGCACCAUGAUGAAGAACAUCCUCGGACAGGCCUUCUACCAGCUGUUCAUCAUAUUUUCUUUGCUUUUCGUUGGUGACCGCAUCUUGAACAUCCCGUCGGGUCGAGGCCAAGCGCUCGGCUCGGAACCGACGCAGCACUUCACGAUCAUCUUCAACACCUUCGUCAUGAUGACCCUGUUCAACGAAAUAAACGCGCGCAAAAUCCACGGCCAGAGGAACGUCUUCGAGGGCCUCUUCACGAACCCUAUCUUCUAUUCUAUAUGGAUCGGGACCGCGCUGUCCCAGGUGGUAAUCAUCCAGUUCGGCGGUAUGGCGUUCAGCACAGCUGGCUUAUCGAUAGACCAGUGGCUCUGGUGCUUGUUCUUCGGAGCCGGCACCCUCGUGUGGGGACAGCUCGUCACUACCAUUCCCACGCGCAAGAUUCCUAAGAAACUCUCAUGGGGUCGCGGACAACCCGACCCCGAAACGAUUCAACCAGGUCCGGAUUACGACUCAGACCUGGACAAGAAGCCCCGUGCAGGCCAGAUCCUCUGGAUCCGUGGCCUCACGCGACUGCAGACACAGCUGCGCGUGGUGCGCGCGUUCAAGUCGACGCUCGAGGACCUCGAGGAGCGGUUGUCGGCGCACUCGGCCGCGGGGCUGCGCUCGCGCCUGCGCGCCCCGCCGCAGGACAUCGCCUACAUCGAUGCGGACGACGUCCCCUCCGCGCCCGACCGCACCGAGACCACCAUUUUCUAG